Apiotrichum porosum is the source of this 642-nucleotide messenger RNA. RefSeq lists its product as uncharacterized. The transcript has 4 exons. NCBI's taxonomy places the organism in Eukaryota, Fungi, Basidiomycota, Tremellomycetes, Trichosporonales, Trichosporonaceae. The record is from RefSeq and is a predicted model, not a curated record. Bases 1 to 642 code for a protein of 213 amino acids.
AUGGCAGCACAAGAUAUCCUCCCCACCAUCAUCCUCAUUGGCAUCCUGUAUGCGCUGUACAAAUGGCUCACUGGACCGAAGACACCAUCCGACCCGUUCCGCGGCGUGACGAGGCCCAUGGUUGAAUCCGUCACCUCUGCGUUCCCGGACGUGUCGAUCGAGUCCGUCGUCUUCUCCCUGUCGCGCACGCGGAAUCCGCAGACGACCAGCGAGAUUAUCCUGGACCGCGGAACGUUGCCAGCUGCCCCCGCCGAUUUUGUCGUUCCCGACCACCUCCGCCCCGUCGCCGUGCGCUCCGCCACGCCGGCAUCGUCGUCGUCCACCGCCGCCACCGCCCAGGCCGCUGCCGUCAAGCAGCAGAGCCUGAUUGACCGCUACAACCUCUCGUCUCGACUGGCGGGCGACAGCGCGAAGGCCAGCGCCAGCCCCGAGCCACCCACAAGUGGCGGCGGCAGCGGUGUGUCGAGCGGGGUCGCGACGCCAUCGAGUAUCGCGUCGGGCAAGUGGGAGGCGACGCGCGAGGACCGUGAAAAGGACCUGCGGGCGCGCAAGGAGCGCAUGAUCCUCGAGGCGAGGCGGAAGAUUCUAGAGAAGGAGGCCAAGGAGGCGGCGGCAGCGGCCGACAAGGCCAAGGCCGAGUAA